Molecule: messenger RNA, 1452 nt
Organism: Rosa rugosa (rugosa rose)
Lineage: Eukaryota; Viridiplantae; Streptophyta; Magnoliopsida; Rosales; Rosaceae
Product: probable E3 ubiquitin-protein ligase RHB1A
Exons: 6
Coding region: 260-892 (210 amino acids)
Molecular function (GO): ubiquitin-protein transferase activity
Source: RefSeq, a predicted model, not a curated record
AUAAGAAUAGACGUGUACACUAAGACCAUGAGGCAUCAGCAUCAGUCUACGAAGAGGAAGGAUAUAUGAGUGGAGAACAUACUGUGCCAAAGCAAAAGAAAACCGAAAGGGGGGAAAGGAAGCCAAAUCCACAAAACCCAGAAACGAUUUGGUGGUUUUCUUUCACUCACUGGAAUUCUAUACAGACAUCUAUCUUUGAACAGGAAGCUAUGCCCCAGUCUUUGGUGGUUUUUGGUGAAUAACAAUAUAACUGCAGGGAAUGGGAGGUUGCUGCUGUUCUUCCAGAAAAGCUCAUCUCCAUGGAGCACCUGUGUAUUUCUAUUGUUCACCAGCUUUGGAAGAGGAAGAGUCCUUAAGAUCCCAUGAUGUUGCAGUCUCUGCAAUAACUGCAGGAAUCCUAGUUAAUCUGGAUCUGGAAACAUCAAUACCAGACACUUACAGAUCCCCUCCUAUACCCCUGCCAUAUGAUAUGGUCUUUGGAUGUCCACAAUCAACAGAUUCUGAUUCUGUCAGAGAAACAAAUAGUUGUAGUAGUUUUGAAACUUCACCUACAUGUGGAGAUCUUGAGGAAUCAGACUGCAAAGUUCAAGAAAGUUCUUUGCCGAUCUCACCAAAGAAGUUAGAACUUUCAAAAUCCAAUAAAGUAAAUGUUUUAGCAGAAGAAGAUGAGGAUGUUUGUCCAAUUUGUCUUGAAGAGUAUGAAACAGAGAAUCCAGAUUUCACCACAAAAUGCGAACACCACUAUCACCUCUCAUGCAUUCUUGAGUGGAUGGAAAGAAGUGAUGCCUGUCCUAUAUGUGAUCAGGAAGUUGUUUCACCAGAAAAACAGAAGCAAAAAAAAAACCAAAAAAGAAAAAAGGAACUGAUAUUGGACCAUACCUAUAGUUUGUAGCUCCUUACUGCUCCUGCGCUUGAGGUCAAAGAUGCAAGCUCAGUUGACCGUAGGUGCAUGGUAGUGUAAAUGGUGGCGUGCAGAUUCAUUAUUACUUGGUCAUGCUCACAUUGAAGGUUGAACUGAAUCUCUAAAGUUAGCUGUUGUAAUGGAUUAGUUCUUGGUAAAGUGUCUUCCUUUCAUUAGACAUUGACUCGUAGUUCUCAGACAGGGCUGUGCAUUGUGAGUGGAGCAAUCAAGAAGUUAAGACCAAGGCCAUGGAAAGCAGAGAACCUAUUGAGUUAAUGCCAGUGCUGCCUUCAAUGUUGGUUUGCUACAUCUCUUCUGUACAUAUCUAGUUUGUUGUAACAUUCUGCUUUUGCUAUCUGUUGUUAUACGCCGCAUAAAUUGAUUUGUGCUCUGCUGCAGUUGGUUUGUACAUAACAUCUUUCUGGGUUGAUUUGAUUAGGCAAUGCUAGUAACUCUUGUAUGGCUUGUUAAUUACAUUUCAUUGAUAGUGAUAAAUCCAUUGAUUUUCAUGUGAAAUUACAUGAAAAAAGAAAGUUGGAUUAUGUUACACA